Messenger RNA from Encephalitozoon hellem ATCC 50504, 687 nucleotides. RefSeq lists its product as uncharacterized. The record is from RefSeq and is a predicted model, not a curated record. The transcript has a single exon. NCBI's taxonomy places the organism in Eukaryota, Fungi, Microsporidia, Unikaryonidae. The coding region runs from base 1 to 687 and encodes 228 amino acids.
AUGGACUGCGUGAUAUCGUCCCAAAACGCAUUCAUAGUCGAUAGAGUGCUGCAAGCAGUUGGAGGGUCCACAAUCUUGAUAGACACCACAAAUGAAAUAACUCUCCAAAUGAUUACGCCUGAUAGGGCCCUUGUGCUUAAUCUCAGCUUGGAAAAGUCUUUUUUUACAAGCUUAAGCCUGAAGAAUGGAUGUGCACUCAUUCCGAUACAGAAAUUUUACAUCAAGAAAAUGAGGCAGCUGAAGAUCACUACAAACGAAUAUGUUGUGGUAUUCGAAUACGUAUUUGAUAAAUACGCUUUGAGGAGAAGGGUGUUCCAUAGCCAGUCUGCACUCUUCACAAUUGAUUUUAAGAUAGACUGUACAGGAGAAAUUAACUCGAAUGUCAUGGGGUUGGCCCUUAAAGAGAUUGGAGAUAAUCUGGCGACUCUUAGGGUUGCCAACAACACGGGAGAAAUAUGUAGCGAAGAGACUAGAAUGAGGUUUCCAUUGGCUUUCCACACUGAUUUUUGUGUGGAGGUCAUCGGAGGAAACCUGAAGAGCGUAUUUGAAGUUUCCGAUUUAUUUAUCAAAAUGCUCAUAAACUAUGGCUCUUCAAAUUCAUCGAUCAACUUUGUUCUCCUAGGCAAUGGAGCCAGAGCUUCUUUUUUUGUAGCAGCCAUCCACAAUUCAAUCGGCAAUCGAACCUGA